Messenger RNA from Jatropha curcas, 767 nucleotides. NCBI's taxonomy places the organism in Eukaryota, Viridiplantae, Streptophyta, Magnoliopsida, Malpighiales, Euphorbiaceae. The record is from RefSeq and is a predicted model, not a curated record.
GCUUUGGCGCCCCCAUCAUUUCCCGCGCCAAUUCGGCAACUCCUCCAAUUUGGCAGUCUGUUCAAUUCCCGUCUAAUUAAACCUUAAUUACGCACUCUCUCUUCGAAUUCGUGUCUCCCCCUGUAAUCACAUUGCAUAUACCAUACAGAAAUUCAAAGAUGUUCUACUCGCAGACAUUCCUGGCUCGGAAGGGUCCAUUAGGGACUGUGUGGUGCGCAGCUCAUCUAAAGCACCGCCUCAAGAAGUCUCAUUAUACCUCCACCGAUGUCUCCUCCACCGUCGAUUGUAUCAUGUUCCCAGAAGUUCCCAUUGCGCUGAGAAUGUCAGGCCACCUUUUGCUAGGUGUUGUUCGGAUAUAUUCAAAGAAAGUCCAUUAUCUUUACCAUGAUUGCUAUGUUUUUCUUAAUGGAUUAAGAAAAGCUUUCGCCUCCAUAGAAGUUAAUUUGCCAGAGAAUGCCACAACAGCACAAUUUGAAUCUGUUACUUUGCCCCAAACGUUUGACCUUGAUGCAUUGAACGUGGAGUUUGAUACAUAUCCUGAUGGGUCCCCAUAUGAUCCAUACGAGGGAGUCAGGGAAGAAAUAACUCUUUCCAAAGAUCAAACCAAACUUGACAGAGAUCCUUAUGUUGUUAUAUUUCUUUUGAUGAGUCAAGACCGUUAUGAUAUCAUGAUGGAUGUAUUACCAUUCAGAACAUUGAUAACUGAUGCUGGGAUCAGGUUCAAUGGAGGAGGAGUAUGCCCUAAUUUGCAUUUUAGAAUUUACUGA